CGUCACUCGCCUGAUUUGCAUAUCUUUGGUUAUAAAUGCUGUGAUUCUGCGCUUUUCCUCACACUGCUGCAGGAGAAUAAACCACUUCAACUACCAACACACACUCUGACCUACUGCAAACAUGUCUGACAAGCCAAAUCUCGAGGAAGUGACCAGCUUUGACAAAACCAAGCUGAAGAAAACAGAAACUCAGGAGAAAAAUCCUUUGCCGUCAAAAGAAACCAUUGAACAGGAGAAGCAGGCGGGCUCGUCAUGAAACUCGUUCUCCACUCUUCUAUGCACUGUACAUUCCACAUUGCCUUCUUUUUCACGUCUUUUCGCUGUUUAACUUUUAACGGAAAAAUAUGACCUAAGUCGCAUUGUGAUUGGACAACCAAAAAAAUAAUAAAAAAAAAAAAUGCAGAUGACCGUACAAGCCCUUUUUGUUUCUGUGCCCACGUCCUCCUCUUUUUGUAAACCGCACCACUGAUAUUCUGAUGAAGAUUGUUGAUUCGGAAGGGGAGGCCGAGGAGGCGGAGCCGGGGGGCGGAGCCAAGGAUUUGAGUGACACCUAACAGACUCGCUCUUGUAACAUCUCUGCUCAAAUGCUUUAAAGUCAUGCAGUGUUUUUUUGUAUGUUGACGUCUUGGAAUGCACAAUUUUUGUUUUGUAAUGCAAAUAAAAGUCUGUAAUAUUCAGAUGGA
Pimephales promelas (fathead minnow) is the source of this 683-nucleotide messenger RNA. RefSeq names its product thymosin beta 4 X-linked (gene tmsb4x). Gene Ontology annotation, molecular function: actin monomer binding. The record is from RefSeq and is a predicted model, not a curated record. Gene Ontology annotation, cellular component: cytoplasm. Gene Ontology annotation, biological process: actin filament organization; regulation of cell migration. Lineage: Eukaryota; Metazoa; Chordata; Actinopteri; Cypriniformes; Leuciscidae.